Molecule: messenger RNA, 903 nt
Organism: Fraxinus pennsylvanica
Lineage: Eukaryota; Viridiplantae; Streptophyta; Magnoliopsida; Lamiales; Oleaceae
Source: the annotation of a GenBank genome assembly
AUGGAUCCUAGCAAUGGAGGUAACAAUGUCAACAACAAUCCUAGUCUGGCUUCUAAGCACCGGCUUCGCUGGACGAAUGAGCUUCAUGAACGUUUUAUUGAUGCUGUAGCGCAGCUUGGUGGGCCAGAUCGAGCUACUCCAAAAGGUGUUCUCAGAGUUAUGGGCGUUCAAGGGCUAACUAUUUACCAUGUAAAAAGUCAUUUACAGAAAUAUCGACUUGCCAAAUAUCUUCCAGAUUCUUCAUCUGAUGGAAAAAAGAGUGAAAAGAAGGAAUCUGGAGAUUUGCUUUCCAGUUUGGAUGGUUCGUCUGGAAUGCAGAUCACUGAAGCACUCAAGCUGCAGAUGGAGGUUCAAAAACGACUGCAAGAACAGCUGGAGGUCCAAAGACAGUUGCAGUUGCGGAUAGAAGCUCAGGGAAAGUAUUUAAAGAAGAUAAUUGAAGAACAGCAACGCCUUAGUGGAGUUCUUUCAGGAGUGCCUGGCUCAGGGGUUCCAGCUCCUGUAUCAGGGGACAAUUGCCUAGAAACUGAUAUUAAAACUGACCCAGCAACUCCUGCUUCAACAUUUGAGCAUCCUUCUCGGGGCAAGCCUGCCAAAGAAUGUGUCCAUGCCCAGAGCCUUUCCAUAGAUGAAUCCUUCUCCUCCCAUCACGGGCCUCUAACACCUGAUUCUGUCUGUCAUUCGACUUCACCAGUUGCGAGUCCAAGCCAAAUACGAGGAAAGAAGCAAAGUGUAAACACGGAAGCAUUCGGAGAACCAGAGAUGGUGCUUACCCAUUCGAUACUCGAGUCAAGCUUGGGCCCACAUUCAGUUUUCUUGACAAGUGAGCAGUUUGAUCAUUCUUCAGGUAUAUCUAUUGUCAAUCAAGACCCAUUGGAAAAAGCUUCAGGUGGCCGUGUAUAA